This is a messenger RNA of Pseudomassariella vexata, 1110 nucleotides long. Its product is annotated as hydroxymethylglutaryl-CoA lyase. NCBI's taxonomy places the organism in Eukaryota, Fungi, Ascomycota, Sordariomycetes, Amphisphaeriales, Pseudomassariaceae. The coding region runs from base 1 to 1110 and encodes 369 amino acids. The transcript has 2 exons. Gene Ontology annotation, biological process: ketone body biosynthetic process; L-leucine catabolic process. The record is from RefSeq and is a predicted model, not a curated record. Gene Ontology annotation, molecular function: hydroxymethylglutaryl-CoA lyase activity.
AUGCCGCUGGCUCGCCAGCGACUUGCCUGCGCCCCUAGCAUUCGGAACCAAGCCCUGCGAACAUAUGCGACAGCUUCAGCCGUCAGGAACCCCCACCCCAUAUCCAAUAACCAUGUAAGACUGGUGGAAGUUGGUCCAAGGGAUGGAUUGCAGAACGAAAAGAAGGCGAUAACUCUGGCGACCAAGAUCGAGUUGAUUGAGAGAUUGGCGAAGACGGGCUUGUCAUCCAUUGAGGCCGGGUCGUUCGUCUCGCCAAAAUGGGUGCCGCAAAUGAACAAUUCCAGCGAGAUCUUAGAACACAUUUUGAAGCAGAAAAUACCAUCACCGGUACCUAUCACGUAUUCCUUCCUGGCGCCCAAUGCGAAAGGCCUCGAAAAUGCCACGGCUCUACUCCAGCAGAACCCAGGCGCAUACCUAACCGAAGCCGAAUCACUUGCACGGACUGAUACCUGCGGAAGACCGGGGAUUGAGCUGGCGGUAUUCGCUGCGGCCACUGAGACAUUCUCCAAAAGAAAUCUGAACUGUGACAUCGCCACCUCGCUCGAGAAGUUCAGGGAUGUUAUUCAGGGCUCGAAAGAGAUGGGCGUGCGAGUUCGAGCGUACAUCUCGGUUGUUCUGGGCUGUCCCUUCGAAGGCUACGAUGUCGAUCCGCACAAAGUUGCGGAGAUUGCUACGACUCUACUUGAGAUGGGGGCUGAUGAGAUAUCGCUUGGCGACACCACUGGCAUGGGUACUGCUCCUCGUACAAAGGAGCUUCUGCGAUGUAUGUCGGCGGCAGGAAUCCGCAACGAGGACAUUGCCAUGCAUUUCCAUGACACCUAUGGCCAAGCUAUCGUCAAUACGGCCAUCUCUCUAGAACACGGCAUCAGAACGUUUGACAGCGCCGUUGGUGGGUUGGGAGGCUGCCCGUACAGUCCAGGGGCCACCGGAAAUGUGGCCACGGAGAACAUGGUCUACUUUUUGGAGAGCCUGGGUAUGGAGACAGGCGUCGACUUGGACGGUGUGUCAGAUAUAGGUGCAUGGAUCACGGGAGAGAUUGGCAAGCCGAAUGACUCUGCAGUGGGCAAAGCUGUCCUAGGUGUGCGCAGGGCGGCAUCGACACCGAAAUAA